GGGGCUGCAGGAUCGGAGAGUAAAACUUUCAUGCACGCAGCAUACAUACAACCUUAUCCAUCCAUCCACCCAACAUCCGUACGACGAAGGGUGAAAUAGAAGACCUGCAGAUAUCCGGAACAACGUUAACUCGAGGAAAGAAACUCGAGAAGGAAGAAAGGAGAGAGAGUGAGAACAAAAAAAUAAAUAACAGAAAUGCGGGUAAAUAAUUGAAGUCCCUCCAAAAGCUGCUCCGAUUCACACAGCGUCGAUGUUAUUAAUGUUUCGUUGGGAGUAUGCAGUAAAUCAUCUCAUCGGUCUCGUGUUUUUUUUAAUAAUUCAGUGCCAGUGAUCGCCGAGUUAAUUGUUUAUUUUCUCACGAUGAAUAUUUGAAUUUUGGGGUGAGAGGGUUGGCCGUGUGUAUAUCGAUUCGCUUGCGGCGGGGGAGAAAUUUUCCAAUUGCUCUUUCUCUCUCUCUCUCUCUUGCUCUCCCUCAAACGACGUCAGUUUGCGAGAGAACAGCAGCAGGAGCAGCAGCAACAGCAGUGCACGGUGUCCUGCAGAUGGAUGAGACGAAGUGAAGCAUCGACGACAUGCGAUCCAACUGCGAAGAAGGCGUUCCCAGCUGACCAUGUUGUAUCCAGCCGCGUCAUCGACAUCAUCGCAAUCAUCAUUAUCAUCAUCAUCAUGACUUAUCAAUAAUAUCAACGAAGCCAGUACGAGUCAGCAACAGUAGACGAAUGACCCGGCUUGAAACAAAUAUGCGUCGGUGACAGUUAAAACAAUGGAUCAAUGACCCUGUACAGUAUUAUAUUUUAGACUAGAUCAGUUUACGAGUCCGCUGAUAAAACAGGGGGGGUUGUUCGAAUAUUUUUCACCUCAUCGUUCUUUCUUUUCACCUGUUCGGGAGACUCGAAUAGAUUCAAAGUGCUUUAUUAUUAUAAUAAUCGGGGCUGUUCUUUAUUCAACAAUACUCUCAAUGGACGACGAACAGGACCAAGGAUGCACGGCGAGUUGGCCAGAUUCCGAGCACCAGACAAUAAAUAAAGGGAUGAAGUGUCCAAGAUCUAUGAGGACUGUAACUGAGAUGAUGCCAAGCAACGCUAACAAUGAUCAGGAUGACCCAAAGAAGUGGAGGUGAAGGUAGCGGUGGAUGAGGACGGGGAAGACCUACCAGCACGGCUAGCACAGCACCACCCAGCCAACCGUCCAUGGUGGGUGACCGGGACGGCGAUGGGCUGGCCGUGCGGUGGGACAACACGACGGCGGCGGCGGAGAUGGGGGAGAGAGGAAGAGAAGUGCGUGGAGGCGGAGGUGGAGGCGUCGUCGUCGGUGCGGCCUCUGCCUAUCCGAUGCAGACCUCUCCGCCGUCGGCGCCACCGAUGCCGCAAUCGUUGCCUCUACAAUUGCAGAGGCCCUACUCGCGUUCCAUGUCCUCCUUGCCCCCCGAGCCCUUCAUGAUAAUGCGCUCGAAGGCGGUCAACCGUCGGGUAUGCAUCAACGUCGGCGGCGUCAAGCACGAGGUCCUCUGGAGGACGCUUGAUCGUCUGCCGCAUACUCGCCUUGGCCGCCUCCGGGACUGCAAUACGCACGAAUCCCUCAGUGAACUCUGUGAUGAUUACUCCCUUAUAGACAACGAGUACUUCUUCGAUCGCCACCCGAAAUCUUUCAGUUCCAUAUUGAACUUCUACAGGACCGGCAAAUUGCAUUUAGUUGAUGAGAUGUGCGUGCUAGCUUUCAGCGAUGACCUGGAGUACUGGGGUGUGGACGAACUGUAUCUAGAAUCAUGCUGCCAGCACAAGUACCACCAACGGAAGGAGCACGUGCACGAAGAGAUGCGCAAGGAGGCAGAGUCUCUUAGGCAGCGCGACGAAGAGGAGUUCGGUGAAGAUAAGUGCUCGCAAUAUCAAAAAUGGCUGUGGGAUAUGCUUGAGAAACCGACCACUUCGAUAGCAGCUCGGGUGAUCGCCAUCAUUUCCAUCUUGUUCAUAGUGUUAUCGACGAUCGCUUUAACACUGAACACGAUUCCGAGUAUGCAAGUUACCGAUGAAAAGGGAAACGUAAAUGACAAUCCGCAAUUGGCGAUGGUCGAGGUAGUCUGCAUCACUUGGUUCUCCCUCGAAUAUAUCCUGCGGUUUAGCGCAUCGCCGAACAAGUGGAAGUUCUUUAAGGGCGGUCUGAAUAUCAUUGAUCUGUUAGCAAUACUGCCAUAUUUCGUAUCGCUUUUCCUCCUGGAGACCAAUAAAAAUGCAACGGACCAAUUCCAAGACGUCAGACGUGUCGUGCAGGUGUUCCGCAUCAUGCGAAUCCUGCGUAUCCUAAAGCUCGCCCGGCACUCGACCGGUCUCCAGUCAUUGGGUUUCACCCUUCGCAAUUCUUACAAAGAGCUGGGUUUACUUAUGCUUUUCCUCGCGAUGGGCGUCCUCAUAUUCUCGAGUCUGGCUUACUUUGCCGAGAAAGAAGAGAAAGAUACCAAGUUUAUCAGUAUUCCGGAAACCUUCUGGUGGGCUGGUAUUACCAUGACCACGGUCGGUUAUGGCGACAUUUACCCAACUACGCCACUUGGGAAGGUCAUAGGAAGUGUAUGUUGUAUUUGCGGUGUCUUGGUGAUUGCGUUGCCCAUUCCCAUCAUUGUCAACAAUUUUGCCGAGUUCUACAAGAACCAGAUGCGGCGCGAGAAGGCCUUGAAGAGGCGCGAGGCCCUCGAGCGAGCCAAGCGCGAGGGCAGUAUCGUAUCCUUCCACCAUAUCAAUCUUCGGGACGCCUUCGCCAAGAGCAUGGAUCUUAUCGACGUUAUCGUAGACACAGGCCACAACAUAUCACACCUCGACGGGAAUAGUACCGAGGGGGACUCGACGACGGGCCGAAAUCCAUCGCAAACGGGUUGUUACCGAAACUACGAUAUUUUAUCAAACCGACAUAGACGUAGCAACUCUUCCCAAACUCCCUGUCUUCCAAUCAAUGAUGGACCUCCAGUUCCAGUUUCACCAGUCUCCCAGAAGCGACUCCUGGACCUCGCGCCGCCCGAGGAACAGCAGCAGCAACAGCUGCAGCUGCAGCAGACCUGUGCUAUGGCUCCGCUCGCCCAGGACGAGACCGUCCUUCUGCCACCCACGCCGAAAGGAUACAUAUCGCCAGGGGCGGACAGCAAAAAAUCUGAUCCCAACAAGAAUAAGAUCGAGAAAAUCGACGAAUUUCCUAGCGAAUUCGAAUGUUGCUUUUGCACCUCGAAGGAUUUCAAAGAGUUCGUUGACGCGGAAAACUUAAUGCCACUGGCAACGAGCGACUUCCGUAACCCCGUCUGCCUGGAGAUGAGGACGCUGAAAGGGGAGGCUGCGGCCUUCGCGGAGAUGGACGCCAGAUCGAAGCCACUCUUCCAGUACAACAAUAAUAACAACAACAACAAUAAUAACAACAACGGAGAUAUGGGCAGCAUGGACAGCUCGGACACGUUUGCCAGCUGCAACACGCAUCCGUUCUACUCGCAAGGUGAUCUUACUUCGGAAGUGGCGGAUCCGAGCUGCGCCAUCGAUAGCAAUCUCUAUGUGAAUCCUCUGGACAAGAGCGGAGAGAAUAGUCCGGAAGCUACGACGACUCCGGCGGCCACGGUACGGCCUGCUGGUGUCAAGAAAUCGGCUUCCGGGGAUACGGCUCUCCGGAGUUUAGCCACGUCACCUAUGGAUGACCAUUACAGGGAGUUCUCGGCCCUGGAUAGGGGCAGCAGAGUCAGCCUCAACGAAUCGCCCUUACCCAAGCAAAGUCGCCGGACACGAUUCCAACAGAGUCACGGCAGUCGUCCGAAGACGAGGUUCGGGGAUGCGUUCGAGAGGGACUCGCAGGAGAGCCUGGAGAAGAAGAAGAGGACUUCUUUCAUUCCGACGAGAGGAUUGGCAUCGGCGACGCGGAUCAUCAAUCAACAUCUCUUCGGCAUCCAGAACUUGGGCGGAUCCAGAACAGGGAAGAAUUGUGGAAGUAAAUCGUCUUUGUCAGUAGAUUCGAUUGAUAGCAGAGCGAGCCCGCAACUAGAUCACCACCGAAGAUCAAAGUCUAUAUUGAAAAAGUCGGAUAGCAGCGGAUACCGGAGCGCAGAUCCGGAGAGCGAACGUCUCAUCUCGGAUAACACCAGUCUGGACGUCGGAUCCGGAAGUGAAUACUCACCGAACAAGAGGUUGUCCUCGCCGCCCCUGAGCCAACGCUCGGCGUGCCAUCGUAGGCUCACAAGGAUCCCGCCGCCGCCACCACCCUACCAGCAACAGGAAGUUGACAAAAACAGGACUAUGAAGUCACCGUUGUUCCUACUCGACGAUAUCAUGAACAGCAAGGACAAGCAGACGUGUAACGAACAAGUGGUCGGGAAUAAAUACAGUGUCGUUGAUGUGCCGCUUUACAUUUGCCCACCGCCUCCACCCAUGGACGAUCAUUCACCCACGGAAGAGACAAGACUGUUGCUGCACACCACGACCUCCCUUCCACCGAACGUCCAGAUGCCGGCCAACUCUGUAAACAACAAGACACCGCAUUCUUCGUAGCAGUCACAGAUCUCGCGGAGUUGGAGAUGCAGCUUUGGAUUGGUGGAGUGCUAACAAGGAGGAAACAGAGCCGAAAACGACGAAGAGAAUGGUUUCUAUGUUACAUUUAGUGUUAAGGUAUUGGAGUGCUUGAUCGAUGUGCGUUACGAAAACUGAAAAAAAAAAUCUAUGUAAAUGUACGAAGAGAGAGGUACGCAGAAAAAAAUGUAUGGUAGAUGACGCAUAAUCAAAAAAAAACGAAUUAAGUGCGAGUGCUUUAGUUACGAGGAGUUUGUUAUUAAGUUUAGGCUAUUAAACUAUUUACUAAAUCGGGGAUCGAAGUGGUCCCUCGUCAAAAAAUUACGUAUGUUGAAUGAUAAUGGCACAGUGUACAUAAAUAUAUUGGCCAAGCUUAUUUUUGUCUGUGAUUUAAUUAAUUUUAGUGGUGAAGAAGAUACUAAGCAAAAGAAAUGAAUAAAGAGGAAGAAAAAAAAACGCGAGGAGGAAAAUGAAGAAACAUUGUGAA
Messenger RNA from Nicrophorus vespilloides, 5013 nucleotides. It is a transcript of the gene Shab, whose product is annotated as potassium voltage-gated channel protein Shab. Gene Ontology annotation, cellular component: membrane; voltage-gated potassium channel complex. The coding region runs from base 1191 to 4508 and encodes 1105 amino acids. Gene Ontology annotation, molecular function: protein binding; delayed rectifier potassium channel activity. Gene Ontology annotation, biological process: potassium ion transmembrane transport; protein homooligomerization. The record is from RefSeq and is a predicted model, not a curated record. Lineage: Eukaryota; Metazoa; Arthropoda; Insecta; Coleoptera; Silphidae. The transcript is spliced from 10 exons.